AGUGCCCGCUGGCAGUUGUAGUCCACGCAUCCGGAUCGUUUCCGUGUGUGUAUGUACCUUACGUCUGGUGUGAGGUGGAAUCUGCUCUGGAAAGACAAACACAUGUGAAAUUAUUGAUCAGGUUUGAGUGAAUUUAUGGAAACAUGUCAAAGAAACGGGGCAGGUAGGAUCACACUGAAUGUUUUGACCCAGAUGUGUUUGAUGGAGGAGUGCUGGUUAUGCACCUAGAACAACACGUGUCUGGUCUGUGACUCACCUUGAAAAAUUAACUUCACAUGCACUUUAAUCCCAGUGCGUCUACCCUAUAAACUACAAUCUCAGACUAGUAUAAUUUUAACUUGAUCAAAGGUGCUUUGUGCUUGCUUAUUCCAGCUCUUGAACACCACAUUACAUGCAGAUUGAGUGCAAUCAAUAGGUUUUUCAGCUGUGUGGAAUCUAAACGGCUACAAAUAUUUAUAAGUUACCCCAUCGUGCUCAUGUUAGUGAUGGCAUGUGUUAAAACACCAAUGCAUCAGUGGGAAGACGACUGGACUUAAAUAUGAAAGCAUACGACACCCUGGAUGUUUGGAAAAAGGUAUUUUUUAUGUCUGCCACGGUUGAAGCUAACGCGCACUUCCUCCGCGUGCAUAGGAAGCGCAGCAGCGGAGAGCUGAGUGAGAGCUCGGCGUCGAGCCUGAGCCCGGACCCCGACAACCUGCUGGGCCGACGGAUCCAGCACACCUGGAGGGAGAAGGGUAAUGUGACCAAGUGGAAAGGCACCGUUCUGGAGCGCCUGACUAUGAACAGCUCCCUCUACAUGGUCAAAUACGAUGGCUUUGACUGUGUCUACGGCAUUGAGCUCUUCAAAGACAACCGGGUGUCCAACCUGCAGUUGCUGACGGAGAAAGUCGUAAACAAUAAGAUCAAGGUGCCUCCCGGGGCGGAGGAGCUGGUGGGCCGGGCUGUGGAGCAUCUGUUCGAGAAGGAGGGCGGGGAGAAGAACGAGUGGCGAGGCAUGGUGCUGUCCCGAGCCCCCAUCAUGACCCACUGGUACUACAUCACUUACGAGAAGGACCCGGUGCUGUAUAUGUACCAGCUGUGGGACGACUAUAAGGAUGGAGAUCUACGUGUCCUGCCUGAAUCGGAGAACAAACACCUGCUGCCAGCAGACAGGAAGCCAGGUGAAGAGCCAGAGAGCCUUGUGGGUAAACAGGUGGAGUACGUCACAGAUAACGGUCUAAAGAGGACUGGCUUGGUCAUCUACCAGGUCCCAGCUAAGCCCACCGUAUAUUACAUCAAAUAUGACGAUGACGUUCACAUCCACGUCUAUGACCUGGUGAAGACCACCUAGUGCUGACUGUCCCGAAUCACCCGCGGCCGACAUCUCACCUGUGACCCGACCAGUCGUUACCUGUGAAAGUGUUACGGAUUUCAGUGUUCUCCCAGCGGGAGCCACGUGCCGAAGAUCAGAUGCCUCGUCUUUUAUUCCAUUCUCACAUCACCAGACAUUUCGUUUUUUUUAUUGCGGCGUUCGAGGCACAAUGAGUAUGAUGUGUUGGUUGCGGUUUGUACACAACACUUUAAAAAAAACAAAAAAACGGCCCCUCCUUCCCGGCUCGGGGGUGACGGUGCUUGCCAGCGGGCGGAACAAACCCACUCUUGCCGCGCCUUUGUACGCAGGGUAUUUGCAUCGCUGUUUUUCAGCGCUGCGUCUGCCACUUCUCGUAGCUUCCUCUGGGUUGCGUUCUUACAAUCUGUUAUCUGGUCGCUGUGUUCUUGUCGAGGUCGAUGCCCAGAAAGGUCACAAACGUAGCGAAAUGAAAUGCGGGGCCAUGUGGGGGCCGCAGACACACACACACUCCUAAUGAGUCAUGGGGUUUGUUUUUGCUUGAGUCCAUACGUCAUGUUUUACGAAUAUCCUACUCAUUGUGCCUUUUUUAAGUUGGUCUUAAUGUAUGACUUCGGUCGUCUUCAGUGUAAAUAAAGCAGGUCUGAGACCGAUUCUAUAGCCCAGGAGAUGAAAUGGAACUAGGCUUUUCCUUUGGUUAGAGCAAACUUGUAUAGUGCAACUUUCAAACUACCAAAUCAUACUUUUUGUAAGCAACACAUCAAACUAAGAAGAAUUCUGCUUCCAUUGCUUUUUUUUUUUUUUUUAGCUCUGUGUUUUACUUGUAGUCCAAUUUACUUUUGUUUUGUGCUAUUUAUUUCCCCUGGAACAUCUGGCUGUGCUGCUGGUGACGUUUUUGGCGAAACUUGCCUGCUUUGUGUCACCUGGCGGGCCUCAGUUUGUUGAAUAUCAAAGUAAUAUUCAUUUUACCGGUGUGCUUAUUUCACCCCCACAGUGGACUACCAUGUCUGUGUUUAGGCGUCGAUGCGACAUGAAUGUCUAACAUCAUGGAUAUCAAACACAGAUAAUAAUGAAAAGUAAUUUCAUCUUCAUCAUGUAAAUUGCAAGUUUUCUACAUUAUGAUAAUAUAUUAAAAAUGUUGAUGUUGAGUUGUUUGUGCUACACAAUAUUUAUGUAGUUAUUAUUGGCGCCAAACAUUGUUUCGAGUCUGAAGUCAUUAUUUGCCAAAACAAUUAUGUGAUACAAAAUAUUGGAGCCUCAAAAUAUUGUUAAUUGUGAAACUGAUUGUUUUGUUCUGUAUAAUUGGCGACAUUUUAUGAAACAAACAAAGCUGCUUGAAAAAUGUUUUUCUGUUGAUCUUUUCUUUCACUUGCGUCAGUUAGUUUCAUCAUGGUUGGAAAUACAAGACAUUAAUUCAGUCAAAUGGCUAGCACAUUGAUCAGGUUAGAAUAAUUAUUUAAUGACAUUAUUUAGCGACACAUAAAUAAAGCUCAUCAAAGCCUCUCAUCAUAUGACCUGCGAUUCAAUCUACGUGUUGGCGAUGAAGUGGCACCAUUGAAUAUUCAGAAUGUAUGCUUAUUUGAAUUAAAUGUACCUAUCUGCGUGUUGACCUUGA
Messenger RNA from Gasterosteus aculeatus aculeatus (three-spined stickleback), 2942 nucleotides. The record is from RefSeq and is a predicted model, not a curated record. NCBI's taxonomy places the organism in Eukaryota, Metazoa, Chordata, Actinopteri, Perciformes, Gasterosteidae.